UAACGAUUCAACAGAACUGCUAGGACCACGGACCCGAACCAAGGUGCUCUCUCCAAACCCCAGACGAGUUAUCUGCUCGUCGGAGUGUCCGCUGCCCUCGUGCUCGGCUUCCUAGGUUAACGAACGGAAGAAUGGCCUGGGACAUAGAAACAAUAAAAGGAGGAGGGGCCAUUGUUGCUAGAGCCAGAUGGUGCUUAGUAGAGAAUCAGAAGAGGGAAGCAGAGUAUCAAGGCAGACACCAUUUCAGCGUGGCCAAGAAAAGUUGGUGAGGAUAAGAAUCCCUCCCCAGAUCACCACUAACGGCAGAUACGAGGACACGCCGCCCAUACGGCUACAGAGAAUUAAGCUAGCGCGUGUGAUAGUUCGAUGCCGAGGAACAAGUUUCCACCGACCAAUAAUACCAACAAGGGGUCCUAAGAACACUGUGGAGUAUCUGUCGUCUCUGUCUCCCUUCCUACCAGUUACCAUGCAAGGUAACCCGGAUUUCGUAGUGUUGCCUUUCCAAGGUUCUCAUGUCGCUAUGCAAAGGAUCGCCCGAUUGCGCUUGAGACGGUGCGGGUGGAGUGAUGCACAGGAACUGGUUCCCCUAGUCGGAGGCUACCGUACGGUUACGCUGUAUCCGACAGUCCGUGCCCUUUACGUAACCGUAAAAGCUACGGUCCGUUCAAUAGUCAUCCCUGUUAUUAGACAAUGUGGCCCACAAUUAAGAGAGACACCAAUCACAUGCUGUUUUAUUCCCCUUAUACAGUGUACUUCUUGGAUUGCGGACCGUCAUGUCUCCACACUCAACCUCUGCUGGGUGCGAAGCUUCCCUAUUUGGGAGUGAUAAGCAGCUUGUUAGUUCUCAUGUGCAUAUCCAAGGUUGCGCCUGGUGAAGAUGAAGCGACCAGCAGACUCUUAUUUUCCUUUUUCCCAUCUCCACCACUCUUUAAUUCAUCCUCGCCGAGUUCAAAUCACUGGGAGGAAUCAGAUAAUUAGGUCCCGAAUCGACUUCAGUUACCAUUUGAAAACAACGGCAAAAUGACCCGGCCUUACGUUUACUACUCUGCUCUU
Molecule: messenger RNA, 1053 nt
Organism: Sodiomyces alkalinus F11
Lineage: Eukaryota; Fungi; Ascomycota; Sordariomycetes; Glomerellales; Plectosphaerellaceae
Exons: 1
Coding region: 188-826 (212 amino acids)
Source: RefSeq, a predicted model, not a curated record